Messenger RNA from Enterobius vermicularis (human pinworm), 3161 nucleotides. NCBI's taxonomy places the organism in Eukaryota, Metazoa, Nematoda, Chromadorea, Rhabditida, Oxyuridae. The record is from the annotation of a GenBank genome assembly.
AUGGAUCGUGAAAGAGUUGUACAGGCCCUACAGGCCACAACGUCAUCAACGCAACAAGGAGAGGCAACAACUUUUUUGGAUCAGGCUACAAGGAUAAUAGGAUUUGCACCGUUACUAUUACAAAUCAUUAUGGAUGAAGCAACAGAUUGCUCAGCUCGUCAGGCCGCUGUUAUUUAUUUGAAAAAUGUCAUCAAUAGAAGUUGGGUAGUUGAUGAGGAAGUGAAGACACCCACGUCUUUAGUAAUGUCUGAACAAGAUAAAUACAUUAUUCGGGAACACAUCAUUGAGGCGAUUGUUGCAUCACCAGAGCCUAUACGUGUACAGUUAUGUACUGCGGUCGGAAUGAUAAUGAACCACGACUUUCCUAAGAAAUGGCCUCAUUUGCCACAAAAAAUUACCGGGUUAUUACACUCGAUAGACGGGCCUUCAUGGCUUGGAGCAUUAUUAGUCUUGCGUCGCCUCGUUAAGAUUUAUGAAUAUCGGAAAGUUAAGGAAAAAAAGCCUUUGAUCGAGAUUAUGAAAGUCUUAUUACCAAUGCUCUAUGAAAGGUUGUUAACACUAAUGCCAGAUGCAACUCAAGAGUCCUGCUUACUGCAAAAAAUUAUACUGAAAAUUUUUUAUGGCCUUGUUCAGUUCUCUUUAAACUUGGAAAUGAUUGACGUUAACUCAAUGAUGCAAUGGCUGGAGCAGCUGCGUAUUGUGGUUCAAAGGACAGUUCCUGAAGAAGUCAAUACUAUACCGGAAGACGAUCGUCCUCGCACAGUUUGGUGGAAAUGUAAAAAAUGGGCGAGUUCUACUGCACAACGUGUUUUUGAGAGGUAUGGUUCACCUGGUCAGGUUGAAAGCGAGUACACAAAUUUUGCUGAAACUUAUAUGGCACAUUUAGCAGUUCCUACUAUACAGACAUAUUUAUCUCUUCUUGAUAGCUAUCGUCAGGGUUUAUAUGUUUCUCCAAGAGUGUUGCACGCUAUUUUACAGUAUUUAACAAUUGCUAUCGCACAGUCUCGCACGUGGAAAGUUAUUAAACCUCAUUGCCAGGAGUUAGUUCGGACUAUUCUGUUCCCGCUUAUGCGACACUCCUCCGAGGACGAAGAAAUGUGGAAUGAUUCACCUGAAGAGUAUGUACGAAUGAAAUACGAUAUGUACUAUGAAUUGUACAGCCCUGCAAUGGCUGCAGUGGAUGUACUGAACGGAGCUGCAAAACGAAAAGGAGUGUUACAACCGAUUUUACAAUUUGUGCUAGGCGUAUUGAACAAUGCUGAAACAGAUCCUGUGGAUCAGGACGGGGCACUGAGGAUAAUUGGUGAAUUGGCAUUAACUUUGAACAAAAAUAAGUUGUACAAAAACGAUGUGGAGAAACUUCUUGAUGCAGUGGUAGUGCCAAGAUUGUCUCAUCCUGCACGCUUUCUACGUGCUCGUGCUUGUUGGGUUGCUAAGGAGUAUGGGGACGCAAAAUUCACGUCUCCAAAAAUUUUGGAGAAAAUCAUCACUUUGCUUGUCCAACGGCUUGCGGAUGAAAAUGAGGAGCUUCCAGUUAAAGUUGAAGCAGCGAUUGCUAUUCAGUAUUUGUUGCAUGGUCAAGAAAAAGUUAGAAUGUUGUUAUUACCUCACGUUCGUGUUGUUAUCCUUGAAGUGUUGAAGUUAGUAGCUAAAGCUGAGAUUGAAGCGAUGACCUCAGUUAUGGACGAAAUCAUGGAGGAGUUUGUUGAACACGUGAUACCUGUUGCGGUAGAAGUCACUACUGAGCUGGCAAAUAUAUUCAUACAGUUGGCUUCAGCAGAGAGUCAAGAGGAAGACCGAACGGUGACUAUUUUGGGGAUUCUUUCCACGUUAGGUUCAGUUCUAGAAAUUGUUGAGGACAAUAAGGAAGUUAUGUUUCACGUUGAGGAACAAGUGCGCCGUGUAAUAAAAUAUGUUCUAAGCACUUAUCAAAUAGAUUACUUCGAAGAGACAUUUGCUUUGGCUAACUCGUUGAUUUUAAAUUCUGUUAGUGAGCCUAUGUGGGAGAUUUUCUUCGACGUUCAAAAAGUUGGCCUAAAUGAAGGAGCACAGUUAAUCAAGGCAUCUACUGCAGUUUUUUUAGAUAUGAUGCCACUGUUGCACUCCUAUCUGACUGUCGAUACCGACAGCUUUUUGGCUCGUCCAGAGCGAAUAAAUGGCUUGAUUGAAAUUAUAGUUAACAACGAGACGGGUGAGGAUGAUCAGGCACACGCAGCAAAAUUAUUUGAAUGUCUUUUGCUUCAGUGUCAGGGUCGCAUUAACAAGUUAGUGCCAGAUAUAAUACAGUUGGUUCUUAUGCGUCUGCAGGAGGCCACUGAGUCACAAGACUUGAACAUUGCACUUUUGAUGGUUGUUGCUGCUGGGAUUUACUAUGACCCUCAACAUUUUCUCACUUUUGUGUCUCAAUUACAACCACAUGGAGCGAACACUUUGAACUAUAUUACCAACGAAUUACUGACUGUCGCGUCGAAGAUUGAUGGUAUUCAUAACAGGAAAAUGGUCGUUAUUGCUUUGUGUACAAUGGCACGGUUGCCAUUAAAUAGCAGACCUUCGUUGAUUGUUGAGCGAGCAAACGCGGUGAAUGAGAGUAUCGUUUUAAUCCUAGAAGGGCUACAAAAAGCCUUGAAAAAUCAGGCAGAAAAUCGGCUCGCUGAGGAGAAGCGUCAAGAACAGGAGGAUAGCGAGGAGGAAGAAGAACGAGAAGAUGAUCUUGCUGACAGUGAGGAUGAGAUCGAUGAAGGUACCUUGGAAUAUCUUGAAACUCUUGCAAAACAUCAACGGAAGGCGGACAGGUCGGGAGAUGCCAGUGAAGGCGAAGACACUGUUGGGACGGAUGAUGGGGAUUAUAGUGAUGAGUGGGAUGAUGAGUCAUUGGAAGCUUAUACUACUCCGAUUGACGAAGAGGGUGGUGCCGACGUUUUUGUUUUUUAUAAAGAAACUUUGGAAGUGCUGCAGCAGUCGGAUGAAAACUUAUUUAAUGCUUUAACUUCAUGCUCCGAUGAAGAAAAAGCUACUGCUUUACGUAAACUGCUAGUGGUUUGUCAGCAGAGGAUGAAUUUGGCAAAAAGUAAACAGGUCGAACAACAAGGGGGCUACGUUUUUAACGUUGAUGCACCAAUACCGACUUCAUUUAAUUUUGGCAGCGGUUCUGUUAGUUAAAG